CAGAGGAGCAUUUCGGUGCCACGGCGAAAUUUUAAUACCGAAAGUGUCUCACGGCCCCUCCGCCGCUGAAAUGGCUGCUGCGGCUUCAGAAGAAACACCCGCGCUGAGUGUCGGGAACGAUGUACCGCCUGUCGAGACAGCGGAGAGCACCGGUGAGGAGAAAGAAAAGGCCCUCGCCGAGCCGGAAACAGAGGAGCCCCGCAGUGGCGUAGAACCGAAAAUGGAAGAGGUGUACGCGGAGGCCGACGAGGAGAAACCCGCUGCAGCGGCAGACAAGGCCGCGAGCGAGGCGGUGACAGACGACAGUACGGUAACUGUGAACCAGGAGGCGGCGGCAGCCACUCCUGAAGAACCGGAGCAAAAGCCGGAGUCCCAGAUAAACCCGGGAGAAGGUAACAAUGAAACUACUAACGAUACCGCGUUAAAAGAAGCCAAGGAGGACCUGGGAGAGGACAGCCGGUGUUCAGUGAUAAACUGCGAGAAGAGUAAAACAGUUUGCGAAGAUGGUGAGAAAGCCGGAGGAGGGGAGCUGGGCGACAAGAGGCGACCGAGUGUCGAGGUAUCAUCCUCGGAUGGUGAACCGCUGAGCCGCAUGGACUCGGAGGACAGUAUCAGCAGCACCCUAAUGGAGAUGGAGAGCAUAGUGUCGAGCGGGCGCUCCACCCCUGCUAUGAUGAUCGGACAGAGCAGUGCCAGCUCCUCUGGGCCUAAGACAGUGGCUUACCCUUGCUGCUGGGACCUCUGUUCACAGUGCUUCAACUCAAGUCCUGAUCUGGCUGAGCAUAUAAGAGGCAUUCAUGUGGAUGGACAGAGGGGAGGGGUGUUUGUGUGUCUGUGGAAGGGCUGUAAGGUAUAUAACACACCAUCCACCAGUCAAAGUUGGCUCCAGAGACACAUGUUGACCCACAGUGGAGACAAGCCCUUCAAGUGUGUAGUUGGUGGCUGCAAUGCCAGCUUUGCUUCCCAAGGCGGGUUAGCUCGCCAUGUCCCCAGCCACUUCAGCCAGCAGAGCUCCUCCAAAGUGUCCAGCCAGACCAAACUGAAGGAGGAGUCCCCCUCCAAGGCUGGACUCAACAAGAGGAAGAAACUCAGGAACAAACGCAGGUGCUCCCUACCGAGGCCCCACGACUUCUUCGAUGCCCAAACCAUGGAUGCUAUUCGCCACAGGGCCAUCUGUCUCAACCUCGCCACCCACAUCGAAAGUGUGGGCAACGGCCACAGUGUGGUCUUUCACAGCACGGUGCUAGCCAGAAGGAAAGAGGGAUCUGGCAAGGUGAAGGUCCUCCUACAUUGGACACCUGAAGACAUACUACCUGACGUGUGGGUGAAUGAAACAGAGCGAUCUCAGCUGAAGACGAAAGUGGUGCACUUAUCCCAAUUACCGCAGGACACUGCCAUGCUGCUAGACCCAAACAUCUAUCGAGCACUUCCUCAAAAGCGGCUGAAGCGCAGCCUGUAAGGAGUCAUCUGUGGACUUGAUACUUAAGGGGAAAUGCUUGUUCAUGGGAGGUUUAUCUAUAUGGGAUGGGACGCUCUUCAUCUGUCUCUGCCGAACGGGGGGAGUGAAGUGGCGAUAAAGGGAAGUGAAACUUGGCUAUGCUGCAGUUUUUUUUCCUCUUCAGUUUUGUAUAUCUGAACAACUGUUGUAGCCAACUGUGGUGGAGAAUGGGACUAACAUUUUUUUAAAAAGUUUAUGUUCAUCAAAAACUUCAAUGAAUGUUUUUCUAACAAGCACCAAACUGAAAAUAUUAAUACCCAAUGGUGUAAAAAAAAAAUGAUUUGUGUAACCUUGUCAGAAAAUACAGCAUAUUUUAUAACUGUUUUUUUUGUGUAAAAUAUUUAUGCAGAUUUGUAACUUAUUUUUAUACCAUGAAAAUGCUGUUGUGACUUUUGUGAAGGUUUUAAAUCAAACCGUAUUUACUGUGAUAAUCUAUGUUAACUGUCACUUGUAGGAGAAAUUUCUAGUUGUUAUUGCAUUGUACAUGACAAAAGUCUUAACAGAUUAUCCUAUUUAUACUUACUGAUUGCAGUACUUUUAAUUGUGUGUAUGACAAUGAAGUGUGAGGUUGUACCAGUCACGACUUUAAAUAUUUACCAAGUUUGUAGGUAAUACAGUUCAGAAAUAACGUUUCAUCAAACCCUCAAAGUGCAAAGGCCCAGAGACACCAAAACAAUAUAAAAAAAAUGGCAGCGAAGGCUGACUGUUGUGUUGCCUUGUGUCACCAAUGUCUCGUCCAAAAAGUUGCACUUGACCAAACGGCAAAGACUGCCUGCAUGAGAGGAAAUAACUCUCCAUAGCAGCAGGUGGUGGUAAUCUGUAUUAUUCAGAGGGAAACCGGAAAACCAAUGGGACAGAUUUAAGAUGCCAGUUAACCUUUAAGCACAUUCACAACGCAACCUGAUGUUGAAAGAACAACAAUUGAUGUUAAAUGUGCGCUAGCGCUCAGUAAGACAAACAAUUGCAAAUCGUCUGCUAAAGCACUCACUCGUUAAAAAAAAAUAAGUUUGUUUCAGUCUCAUGCCCUCUUGACUUUAGUUGUUUGUUUACUUUCUUCAUUUGCAUUUCUCUUCUUGUGCACUGAGCUGAACAGUGCUAUUUCUGUCAUUGAGUACUACGCUGGCUUCGCCAGCAGGUCACCAUGCUGUAAUGGCUAAAAAACAGGCCAUGACGACCAUGGUUAUAUUAUGAGACCUGGAUACAGCAUUGGAGGUGGGGCCCCGUUCAUUCUCACGAAAGGCACUACUUCCACAUCAUUGGGCCCAUGGAGCAAGCGCAUUAGAAACUGGCUAGUUUGGGUUUAGCGCGCCACUAACUGACUGGGGAAAAAAUUAUUUAAUCUUGCAGCUCUUCCAGACUUUCCAAAUGUUAUUAGACUGAAUGGAUUAAAUCCUGGUAGUGAAAUGAGUCACUUUGCGGGGUGUGAUGCUCAAAACAUGUAUCCACUGAUUUACAGACAUCUCUUUUGCCAUGUAAGUCGUUUAGAAAAGUCUUUUUGGGCCUAUUGGCAUGAUGUGACAGACUCGGGAAUUGUAAUUCCACUGUUUGGCCUCUACAAAAAUUAGCCUCAAAGCUAGGUGCACUAACUUGGGGCCUGUGCCGGAUCUGCGGCAAAAACUAUGGCAACAGAUGCUCACUUAUGACCCAGACAUUGACCUUCGGCUUGAUGUGUCAGGUCCCCAAAUCAAAAUGUACCCCCACCAUCUCUUCCUCAAAUAUCGUGAACUGUGUGUAUCAUCAUGAUAAAUUUACAUUACAUUUAAGCACUUAAAAGUUAUUGUUUAAAAAGGUGUUUUCUACUGUAUGUUAUCCCUGUUGGAAAUGGAAUACUCUGUAAUAAAAUGGGGGGAAACGACA
This is a messenger RNA of Plectropomus leopardus (leopard coralgrouper), 3355 nucleotides long. Its product is annotated as zinc finger protein AEBP2-like. Gene Ontology annotation, biological process: regulation of transcription by RNA polymerase II. The record is from RefSeq and is a predicted model, not a curated record. Lineage: Eukaryota; Metazoa; Chordata; Actinopteri; Perciformes; Serranidae. Gene Ontology annotation, cellular component: ESC/E(Z) complex.